This is a messenger RNA of Acaromyces ingoldii, 1613 nucleotides long. RefSeq lists its product as hypothetical. Lineage: Eukaryota; Fungi; Basidiomycota; Exobasidiomycetes; Exobasidiales; Cryptobasidiaceae. The transcript is spliced from 3 exons. The coding region runs from base 82 to 1596 and encodes 504 amino acids. The record is from RefSeq and is a predicted model, not a curated record.
AUCCCAACACCAUCAUCAAUCCGAAGCUUCUGACGAAAGCCACAAGCCGACCCUCGACGAAAGCGGACAAAAUAUUCAGACAUGGGGUCAAAGCUGUCACCCUGGCGAGCGGUCGAUACGGCCAGUCAUGAACGGCAAGUCUUUGAGCGCACAAUCUUUGGCUUUGAGUCUGUUCUGGCCUCUUUCAACGAGCAUGCCUUUGGCCCUGCUGAGCCCAGCGUAGGCCUUCAAAUUGGGGUGAAUACAUCGAUGCAAGGCCAGGGACUGGAGAGAAAGAUUUCAAAUGCUUGGCUGGAUGUCUUCGCCGAGCUUCCUGAUCUGGCUUGCACAUUGGUCAGACAUGAUGACAAGGAUAGCAUCAGGCUGCAGUUCACGCCUCUUUCCGACAGGGCCAGAAAAGAUUGGCUGGAACAGACGCUGGAGGUGGAAAGGGAAAAUCAAUCAAUCGAAGAUCUUAGAAUCCAGCUGAGCACCGUCUUGCCAUUAGGUCGCGUCAAUGAGCCUGAUUCGUACAUGAUCAAGUUAGUCGUCAGCAUGUCAACCAGAGCCGAUCUUCUUUCGAUUCUGAUCAGAUCUCAUCAUGUUCUCUUCGAUGGACCUGGCCUGCUCUCCGUGCUCGAUCGCUUUCUGGAAAGACUUGCUUUAGAUGGCCAUGGUACGCUCGACAACGAUCACGUAGCGCCUGGCGUUGACAUGCAAAGCCCUCUGAGGAGACUCAGAAGCCAUGCUCUAGACGCCGUGGGCAUGACGGAAGACGACUACAAUUCAGGCGAGCCUUACGGAGACCUUGGCAAGCGACUGAUUGAGUCCAAAGCGGGCUUACCCCUCAACGAGUCAUUUGCCUGCAAAAUGAAGCCUUGGCCCAGAGACGCAUUGCCUACAAAGUUGCAUCGGUUCAGGCUUGACAAGGAGACCAGCAAAGACUUCCUUCGAGCAUGCAAGGAGAGAGGCUUGACAGCCGCCUACGGCAUUGGAGCAUGUCUCAUUUUGGCAACUCUGGAGCUCUUUCGAACGGAAGAGGAAAUCACCAUGGGUUAUGACGAUGCGGUCAUUGUGGUCACCUUCAACCUGCGCAGAUGGAUGGCGGAGAAGGAGGGUCUGAAGGGAACAGCAUCAAGCGCUGAGACGGGCUUGCUUAUCGCGGCUACGGGCUUAUUUGACUGCAUGAUAGCCGAAGGAAGAAUGGAAGUAGAGCAUUGCCUUUGGUUCAUCGCCGAGCAGCUCAAAGAAUUUUUCACGGAUCGGCUCAAACAGAUCUCUAGCUUCGCAGGCAAAGGCGCCCACGGAUUCUGGCAUGCCUACAACCAGGAGGCAGCCGCGAUGGCAAGCGGGCAGAGCGAAACCACGUUCAAGACAGGCAUUGGGCUUAACAGCGUUGGGAUCGUAGAGGCUUACCUCAAGCGAUCCUAUGGUACUGGCCACGGUGGGCAGGAUGGCGACCAUACGUUCGCUGUACAGGAUUGCCAGAUCGACAUGCGCUGCGGAGGUUCGGUGAGCCAGCCUCACAUCUGGACCUUUCGCAAUCAAACCGAGCUGAACAUGGGCUAUGUGGAAGCAAUGUUCACUCCACAAGGGCCAGAGUUGCUAGCGCGAUGACUGGUGGAAAAAAUGGC